CAACAAUCCACCCAACCACAGGACUGCGUUGUAAAGCAACGCAUGCGCAAUGAGCAGUAUUGUUCAUGAAAAUCUGCCCAUGGGCGCGAUUUCGAUAGAUUUCCGAAUUCCACCGGUGUCGAGCUCUUUUCAGUGGAUCGAUUUGUCGGAGAGCUCAAGAUGCCAAAAACUAAUGAGAAGAAGGGCAAGAGUGCCAUUAACGAGGUUGUGACUCGUGAAUACACCGUAAAUCUACACAAAAGACUCCACGGAGUAGGCUUUAAAAAACGUGCGCCACGCGCUAUUAAGGAAAUCCGCAAGUUUGCUGAGAAGCAAAUGGGUACUCCUGAUGUCAGAAUUGACACAAGGUUGAACAAACAGCUCUGGUCCAAGGGAAUCAGGAAUGUACCUUUCCGUGUUCGUGUUCGUUUGAGCCGAAGGAGAAACGAUGAUGAAGAUUCGGUGAAUAAAUUGUACACCCUUGUAACAUACAUACCUGUGGCUACGUUCAAGGGACUGCAAACAGAAAACGUUGACGCAAGUCAAGACUAAUUGUUUGUAAAAUAAAUAAUUACGUCUUAAAGUUUUA
Messenger RNA from Venturia canescens, 568 nucleotides. It is a transcript of the gene RpL31, whose product is annotated as ribosomal protein L31. Gene Ontology annotation, biological process: cytoplasmic translation. The coding region runs from base 160 to 531 and encodes 123 amino acids. Lineage: Eukaryota; Metazoa; Arthropoda; Insecta; Hymenoptera; Ichneumonidae. Gene Ontology annotation, molecular function: structural constituent of ribosome. The transcript is spliced from 3 exons. Gene Ontology annotation, cellular component: cytosolic large ribosomal subunit; ribosome. The record is from RefSeq and is a predicted model, not a curated record.